Messenger RNA from Python bivittatus (Burmese python), 1439 nucleotides. Lineage: Eukaryota; Metazoa; Chordata; Lepidosauria; Squamata; Pythonidae. The record is from RefSeq and is a predicted model, not a curated record.
AUAUAUAUAUAUAUGCAUAAAAGCACUUAUACACACAUACCUGCCAACAGCUGCUUCUGCUGAUUAAACCAGAGUGUAUGUGUGCAUGCACGCAUAUACAUAUACAUAUACAUUUUAUUGUUUUUAUUUUAAAAAGCUUGUGAUUAGCUACCUUCUGUGAACAGAGUUCCUCUUCAUCCACAACCUCUGACGAUGUUCAGUUGAAGCCAGCUGCUUUCCAGCUUUUAGAUUCACAUUUUUUUUAAAAAAAUGGCUUCAUAUAGAUUCAGGACAGAGAUUGUAUUUCUAGUUUUAAAAACAACAACUAUGAAUGCCCCAAAGGAAGAGAAAUUGCAGAGGGGAGGGUGCAGGCAGGGGUCUUCAGAAAUGGAAUUUUCCUCUUCGGCUAAUCAGAAACAGGGGCAAAUCUUUAUUUCCUUCUUUGGGGGCAUACUGACUUGCCUUGAAAUACAGGAACCAACAAGCAAACCUCUGGGCUUUCUUCUGCAUGGAGAACCUCUCCCCCACUCCCCCCACCCCAGGGACAGUUACUGGGGCAGUUUUCCUAGAAAGCCUGCUGUAAUAUGACCCCCUUUCUGAGAAACCCAGCUUGUGGGGAGAGGAGGAGCUUUUGGAAAGAAGGAGGGGGGAGAGAGAGGGAAGCUUGGACCAACGUGUUCGUCCUCAGGAGACUCCCAGCCGUUACAAAACACCCAGGGUUUGCCCACAGCCCAGUCAAAACAAGCAGGGAUAGGAUUACAGUACCAUGGCCACCUGCCUGGGGAACACAGCAAGACACCAAAACACGGGGUGGGGGGAGAAAAGGGGUGACCUUGGCGAGAAAGAUGGAGAAGGGAAGGGCAUGGUUUUCCAACCGGAUUAUAUUUGUACCCAGCAGCGUCUACGGCGCCCACCCCUCCUCUCCCCUCCCCUCCCCAUCAUACGCGGCCAGGUCUUUACUAUUCAACAGCCCAUGCCCUCCCACCCCACCCGCGCACCCAGGCGCGCGCGCGAGGAUGUCACGCUAGACAAUGCCACGCGGGAUGGUCCCUUCUUUGCGCUUCCACCCGGAGAACCAAGAGCGAGAGAGAGAAACAGCAGCACCCCGUCAAGCGGCUCCGCAGUCAAGAAAAAGCGACCGAGAACCAUCGCUGAAAGUCCCGGCAAAAACCGCGAGGGUCUGCUUCAAGUAUCCGGCGUAGCUUCAAUGAUCCGUCUCGGGCUCCGCAGUCGCGCCCGGUCGCCAGCGCCUCGGCGUCCCUCUUCGCGCGUAACGGAUCUGGGAGGCCGAAGGGGCGAAGUCUCUUCCCCACGGCGCCCUCCCGUAGCUCGGCGGAGGAGAAGCGGGGCGGCGACCCCAGGGCCAGGCUGCGUCCCGGCGGGUUAAGGCAGGGCUUGCAGAGAGGCGACGGCGAAUGCUGCGCCCGCGUCUCCUUUGCCGCUACUGCAGCGGCAGCAGC